CACCCACUGGUUCAGAAAACCACAUCUCACCGUCUGCCCAAGGCAAAGCAAAAGCUGCAGCAAUGUGUGAGGGUGGGGUUGUCUUCAGCGUGUCAACGCGCAGUCUAGAAAUUUCCAGGACCUGAGUUUCUAUUUGUGAAGUAGGAGGGCGUAAUAACACCCUUUCCGGUUCCUUCUUCCUCAACUAAUUUGGCUCCCUGUCCUCCAUCUUGAUUUCUGUGCCGGCUAGCUAUUUAUUUAUCUUUGGAAGGAGCUUCCUCCUUUAGGAGUGGCCUUCCAGCUGCACUUAGCUGUUUUUUGUUUUGUUUAGCAACGUUGGAAUUUAUUAAGAGAUGUUUUUAACAUUGUUUUUUAAGUACAAGACAGAAAGGUUUUCAGGAAGAAAGAUACAUAGGAACAUGGAUGUGGGCUUCCCUACAAGAGUCUCCUGAUCUGAAUGCCUUGCUUCAUCUCGGUACCUUUGUUAUGGGUGGCCGGGCCUGGUGGCUCUCGCCUGUGAUCCCGUCACUCAGGACAAUGAGGCAGAGAGUUGUGAGUUCAAGGCAAGCUGGGCUAUAUAGCAAGACUCCAAUCUCAAAAAUAAAUAAAUAUCCUGGCAUUGAAUCAAUGAUUUCGAGAGGAAAGGAGGCCGCUGAGGUGGGAGUCUGAGGAUAUAGCACAGUCUGUGAUGUGCUCGCACAGUACACGUGAAAACCUGGGUUUCAUCCUUGUGACCACCUAACCUGGACAUAGGGGUACAUACCUGAAUCUCAGCACUCAAGAGGUGGGGGCAGGAGGAUGUGGAGCCCCAGGUCAUCCCCAGCUACAUAUCAAGUUCAAUGUUAGUUUGGGCCAUAAGAGACCCUGUCUCAAAAAAAAAAAAAAAAAAGCCUACCCAAAGAAACAAAUAACUACCCAUCAUACAUCUGAGCUGUUUAACAAGUGCACAGAUACUGUCCCCUCAGUCUCUGAUUUCUUCCCUUCUCCCGUCUUGCUCUUUUCCUGGAUUUUUACACACUUAGAUUGAUUGCCCUGCAAGGCAGGAUACAGAAACACAGGAGCAAGCUGGUGGAAAGAGACACCCUGGAAAGCAGCCAGCUUAAAUGAGGGCAAAAACAGUGGUAUUCCACACAGACACUGACCAGAAUGAAAAGCAGUGAUUCACAAAGCUGCAAUACACAGGCCUUGGGUUUCACUUUGAGAGCCAUUGCGGGAUUGGGGUCAGUAAGGGGUAGGGGUAGGGAGGCAUCAGGAUAAAAGGCAGCCAGGCUCCUUCUCCCUGGAGAUGUCAACCUCAAUCCGUUCCCUUAAUCCUUUUCUGCCACCCCACCCCCACGACGACUCCUCCUGAUGACCAGUGUCCUGGGCCUUUAAGAGGUAGCUAGGCUGGACUGAGGAGAGCGCUCACACCUCUCCCCACCCUGCUCCUUCUCCCUGGCUGUAACUCUGCCAGCUGCAGCAGUAAACUGCAGUGGAAGGCGGUGGAAGCAGUCAAGUGCAAAGGAGAAAAAGGAGCCAGCCUGAGUCUUCUCAGUGGAGAGCUUUGCAGAGCUCCGGAGGCGCCGCUCACAGACGACGGGAUUCCUGUCUUACCCAAGGGGACUCUGGCACCAGCUGGUGGAGCAGUGGGUGAUGGCAUCUCAGAUUCAAGACCGACUGACCACUGAUCAGGACCUGCUGCUGAUGCAAGAAGGCACCACGAUGCGCAAGGUGAGGACCAAAACCUGGAAGAAGCUAAGAUUCUUCAGACUUCAGAAUGACGGCAUGACAGUCUGGCAUGCACGGCAGGCCGACGGCAUAGCCAAGCCCACUUUUUCCAUCUCUGAUGUGGAGACGAUCCGGAAGGGCCAUGAUUCCGAGCUGCUGCGCUAUCUGGUAGACGAGUUCCCCCUGGAGCAAGGCUUCACCAUUGUCUUCCACGGCCGCCGCCCGAACCUGGACCUAGUGGCCAACAGUGUGGAAGAGGCCCAGAUGUGGAUGCGAGGGCUCCAGCUGUUGGUGGACCUUGUGGCCAGCAUGAACUACCAGGAGCAACUGGACCAAUGGGUGAGAGAAUGGUUCCAACGAGGAGACAGAAACCAGGACGGCAGGAUGAGUUUCCAAGAAGCGCGCCGGCUGCUGCUUCUGAUGAAUGUGGAAAUGGAUCAAGAUUACGCCCUCAGUCUUUUUCAGGAAGCAGAUGUGUCCCAUUCUGAUACCCUGGAAGGAGAAGAAUUUGUACAGUUCUAUAAGGCACUGAUUAAGCGUACUGAGAUUGAGCAACUAUUCGAGCACUUUUCGUCAGACGGACAGAAGCUGACCCUGCUGGAGUUUGUGGAUUUCCUUAGAGAGGAACAGAAAGAAAAAGACCACGCCCCUGACCUUGCUCUGAAAUUCAUUGCCCGCUACGAGCCUUCAGAGAGUGGCAGAUUGCUGCAUGUGCUGAGCAAGGAUGGCUUCCUCAGCUACCUCUGCUCGAAGGAUGGAAACAUCUUCAACCAAAACUGCCUCCCUGUCUACCAGGAUAUGACUAAGCCUCUGAAUCAUUACUACAUCAACUCCUCUCAUAACACCUACCUGCUGAGGGACCAGCUCUGCGGCCAGAGCAGCGUGGAGGGAUACAUACGGGCCCUGAAGCGGGGGUGCCGCUGUGUGGAGGUGGAUGUAUGGGAUGGACCUGGCGGGGAGCCCAUUGUUUACCACGGACAUACCCUGACCUCGCGGAUCCUGUUCAAGGAUGUCGUGUCAACACUAGCGCAAUAUGCCUUCCAGUCAACAGACUACCCUCUCAUCUUAUCUCUGGAGAAUCACUGUACCUGGGAGCAGCAGCGGACCUUGGCACAACACCUGACUGAGAUCUUGGGAGAGCAGCUGCUGAGCACCACCAUAGACGGACUGCUGAUGGAUACGCUGCCCUCGCCAGAGCAGCUUCGAGGGAAGAUCUUGGUGAAAGGAAGGAAGUUAAGAACAAUUGAGGAGGUUGAGGUUGAGGAAGAAGAGGAAGAACUAGACAAAGAUGACAGGUCAGAGCUGGAUCCAGACCCCUACCCUGUGUUGGACACUGAGGUUCAGCCCGAGUCCCAGGAGCUGGCCCCUGGAAACAAGGACAGUAAGGUUUUGACGUGUCCGAUGGCUUGUCUGCUUAUCUGUGGUCAAAUUUUGGUCCACUCUCCUAGUUCCAUUCCUGUGUCCCUUUUCUUGUCCAACCAGGAUUGCACGACCAUCUUGUGCCCAGACCUGUCUGCCCUGGUUGUCUACUUGAGGACUGCUCCCUUCUGCAGCUUCACUCAUUCCAAAGAAAAUUACCACAUCUGCGAUAUUUCAUCCUUCUCUGAGACCAAGGCCAAGAGCCUUAUCAAGGAGGCAGGCAACGAGUUUGUACAGCACAAUGCCAGGCAGUUAUGCCGUGUGUACCCCAGCCGUCUGAGGACAGACUCAUCCAACUUCCACCCCCAGGAACUCUGGAAUGCAGGCUGCCAGAUGGUGGCGAUGAAUAUGCAGACUGCAGGGAGUGCCAUGGACAUCUGUGACGGUUUCUUCCGCCAGAACGGUGGCUCCGGCUAUGUGCUGAAGCCAGAUUUCCUGUGUGAUAUCCAGAGCACCUUCAAUCCUGAGAAGGCCGCCAGUCCUUACAAGGCCAAGACCCUCUUAGUCCAGGUGAUCAGUGGUCAACGGCUCCCCAAAGUGGACGACACCAAAGAGAGGUCCGUUGUGGAUCCCCUGGUGAAAGUGGAGCUCUUUGGUGUUCCUGAAGACACCAGGCAGCAAGAGACCGACUAUGUGGACAACAAUGGUAUUAAUCCCUACUGGGGGCAGACAUUCUGUUUCCGGGUCCAUGUGCCUGAACUUGCUAUACUGCGUUUCGUGGUAAAGGAUUAUAACUGGAAAUCCCGGAAUAGCUUUAUUGGUCAAUACACCCUGCCCUGGACCUGCGUGAAGCAAGAGAUGGCACUAGCCUCCACCCAGCUUCCAUCUUUGUGUACAUCUGCAUGCGGGAAGACCUGGAGAUGGAUGAAUCCUGAGAAACACAGGGUGGGACUCGAAGCAGAGAAAUCUACAGAAGCAUUAUCCCCUCCAACCUACAAGUCCCUCAAAAUCCAGAGCCAACGAAAGGAUCAAUCACGGAUCAAGGCUCCCGGGCAAAGGUUGGGGAAGGAUGCCUGACCCCAGAAUGACGACUGUCUAGAGAACAAUGCACAGCCCUGAGUCUCCACUGGACUGCUGCUCCUUAGCUGGUCUAAAUAGAGCUUCUCUGUCCAAUCUG
Peromyscus leucopus (white-footed mouse) is the source of this 4222-nucleotide messenger RNA. RefSeq names its product phospholipase C delta 4 (gene Plcd4). The record is from RefSeq and is a predicted model, not a curated record. Gene Ontology annotation, molecular function: phosphatidylinositol-4,5-bisphosphate phospholipase C activity; calcium ion binding. Bases 1612 to 4122 code for a protein of 836 amino acids. The transcript has 18 exons. Lineage: Eukaryota; Metazoa; Chordata; Mammalia; Rodentia; Cricetidae. Gene Ontology annotation, biological process: lipid metabolic process; intracellular signal transduction.